Molecule: messenger RNA, 2350 nt
Organism: Coffea eugenioides
Lineage: Eukaryota; Viridiplantae; Streptophyta; Magnoliopsida; Gentianales; Rubiaceae
Product: probable E3 ubiquitin-protein ligase ARI2
Exons: 7
Coding region: 231-2003 (590 amino acids)
Biological process (GO): protein polyubiquitination; ubiquitin-dependent protein catabolic process; positive regulation of proteasomal ubiquitin-dependent protein catabolic process
Cellular component (GO): ubiquitin ligase complex; cytoplasm
Molecular function (GO): ubiquitin conjugating enzyme binding; zinc ion binding; ubiquitin protein ligase activity
Source: RefSeq, a predicted model, not a curated record
AGAAAACUCCCCCUUCUUCACUUUAGAAAACUACGCAGCAUAUUUCCUCUCUCCUCCCGCCGGCAGCCGCGACUGCCUAGCCGGAAAUCCACCUCGAUCUCGCCGUUAACAGCGAUUAUUUCUCUCUACUAGCCGAUCGCACUGGUUAAAUUUGUCUAGCACGAUCAACCUAUUCAUUCUCUCUCCUGCUAUAAAUAAUUUGAUACCUACAUAUAUACACAAGCUAAUUGAUGGAGGAUUGGAUGAGUUGUGAAGAAGAUUACGACAGUUCUGAUCGAGAAUCGCCGGACGGAUUCGAGAACGAAGAUUCUGACUCCCACUGGAUGCCGUUUAAAGGCCCUUCCAGCAAGGUAAUCACGAAAGAGUCUCUCUUGGCUGCACAGAAGGAAGAUCUGCGAAGAGUAAUGGAAGUGCUAUCUCUACAAGAACAUCAUGCACGAACCCUGCUUAUCCAUUACCGAUGGGAUGUUGAGAAGGUCUUAGCAAUCCUUGUGGAAAAAGGGAGAGCUUUGUUGUUUGCUGAAGCAGGUGUAACUGUGGGUGAAAAUAAAGAUUCUGAUAUGCCAGGAUCUUCCUCUACAGUAUUGUGCAAUGUAUGCAUCGAAGAAUUUCCUGGAAAUGAGGUGACUAGCAUGGAUUGCGGCCAUUGUUUUUGCAACAACUGUUGGACUGAGCAUUUUAUUGUGAAGAUAAAUGAGGGUCAGAGUAAGCGGAUCAGGUGCAUGGCACACAAAUGCUUUGCUAUUUGCGAUGAAACUGUUAUAAGAAAUCUAGUUAGUAAGAGACACCCUGAUUUGGCAGAGAAAUUCGAUCGUUUUCUUCUUGAAUCAUACAUUGAAGACAACAAGAUGGUCAAAUGGUGUCCCAGUGUUCCUCAUUGUGGGAAUGCAAUACGUGUUGAGGAUGAUGAGUUUUGUGAGGUCGAAUGUUCGUGCAGCUUACAAUUUUGUUUUAAUUGCUUGUCAGAAGCACAUUCACCUUGCUCAUGCUUAAUGUGGGAGCUUUGGACGAAGAAGUGUCGAGAUGAAUCAGAAACUGUGAAUUGGAUUACAGUCAACACAAAGCCUUGUCCUAAGUGUCACAAACCCGUAGAAAAAAACGGUGGUUGCAACUUAGUUAGCUGCAUUUGUGGCCAAGCAUUUUGUUGGCUAUGUGGUGGAGGUACAGGCCGAGACCAUACUUGGUCCUCUAUAGCUGGUCAUAGCUGUGGUCGCUAUAAAGAAGACCGGGAAAAAAAGGCUGAGCGUGCAAAGCGAGACCUUUAUCGUUACAUGCAUUACCAUAACCGUUAUAAAGCUCAUACUGAUUCCUUUAAGCAAGAAUCUAGACUCAGGGAGACUAUCAGGGAAAAGAUAUCCAACCUGGAAGCAAGAGAUUCAAGAUUGAGAGAUUUCAGCUGGGUGACAAAUGGACUGUACAGGCUCUUUAGAUCAAGGCGUGCACUUUCAUUUUCAUACCCGUUUGCUUUCUAUAUGUUUGGUGAUGAAUUGUUCAAAGAUGAGAUGACAAAAGAGGAAAGAGAAAUAAAACAACAUUUAUUUGAGGACCAGCAGCAGCAGCUUGAGGCGAAUGUAGAGAAGCUAUCCAAGUACAUUGAGGAGCCAUUUGAUGAGUACGAGGAGAAAAAGAUUAUGGACAUAAGGAUGCAAGUAAUAAAUAUCUCUGUUAUAACUGAUACCCUCUGCAAGAAGAUGUAUGAAUGUAUUGAGAAUGAUUUAUUGGGUCCUCUCCAGUUCUCUGUUCACAACAUAGCUCCAUAUCAGUCAAAAGGCAUUGAGAAGGCAGUAGAGCUUACCAUUGGACGGAGCAGCAAAACCAAUGUCAAUCAACAUCCAGAAUCAGACAAUCAGACAAAUGGAUGGAAUACAGAAUCAGAUCAACCAUCAGCCUCUGGGACCUCUGAUGAGAGUGGAUGUCCUUCAAGGAAGCGUGCCAGAAAGGGAAGCUUUGGUUGCAGCCUGAUUGAUCUUAACUUGCCGGCGGAGGCAAUUGACAGGAAUUAAUCCUCAGUGGCUCUUUAUAUUGCAAUUGUACAGCUCUAAUUUAAACCGCAACUUCAUCUGACUGAGAUGACCAUUCUGUGGGUGUGGCAAAAUUACUCUGCCGCUUUUGUUUCUCUUAGUUUUGUCUGUUGAAUAGUUUUGGGUUACUAUUGAAGAGAAACCUAGGAACUGGACUGCUAAGCAACUUUCUCCUCUUGGAAAAUCGUUAUGGUGUACAUAGCCUUUUAGCGGGGCUUUUGUUGGUACUGAAUUGUGCAUAGUUAUUGGGAUGCUUCUAAGACGGGAGUCGAGGUCGACCAAUUUCUUAUUGAUUAAUAAUGACAUUCAGAGAUUCUUUCAAUGUUUAA